GUGGCCUCCAGAAGCGAGAAUCACUCUAAUAAACCUCGAAAAUGUCGAUGAUAUUCGCAUAAUAUUCCUGCAGGGACUCGUGCAGCUCCGCGGACACUUUACAUCUCUUUAUGUCACUUUGUUUUUCGUCUAUUUUUAUUUUUUAUUACUUAUUAUUUUAUCUUUUAUAGUGCCACCAGAGCUCCUAAAAAAUAUAUGUAUGAGUAACUGUUGAAAUAUAGAUCGUCACAUUAGUGCAAAACCUUAGUGUAUUAUUUUGAUUAAUUUUUAUUAUUUAUCAUCUCACGCAAGAAAAAAAGUGCAAAUUAGUAUGCAAAUCAUUCUCGCCUAUGUUACAUUUAAGUUAUGUGCUCGCAGGCAAUGCGAGGAUCGUCUGUUCUCCCAGAUUAAAAUAAUACAAUUAUAAAUUAUAAUUUUAACAUAUUUUAUAGGCAACAUUUUAAAUGAAUUCCAAAAUGAUUGACAUUAAAAUACAUUUGUUACCACCGUUUGUAAAUCAGGAAAAACAAAUAUUAAAAUGAAUGUGUCAAACUGUUUUAGUUUUCAUCAAUAAUUUGUUCAAGUCAUUCACUCGCAGCAUGAAGAGCGCGCAUAUGUUGUUGCUAAAUGAAAUAAAUUCAAAAAUCGCUGUAAAUCUAUUUUGCAUUAAAAAAAAAAAAAAACACACAUAUUUUAAAUUGAAUAACUGCAGGUUUGGCGAUCCUCCAACAGUUUGCGGUCAAUGAAGCGAACUAUGAACACGCGCAUUUCUGCCAAAAACAAAAAGUGUAAAUAGACAUUUUGGAGAGGGAAAAAAAAAGAAUCCUUACGUGAUUGCGGCUGCCGUGGACGUGCUUCAAGUUCCCCCCCGCGCACACACAUACACACACAAACUCGGUGUGGACAUAGUUGGUUUCACUGUGCAAAAGAGAAGGAUUGAGAAAGCGAGAAGAGCAGGAGGGGGCAACAAGAGAGUGUCGGGGGUGGGAUAGAGGAAAUACAAAAAUAUAUAUAUAAUAAUAAGUUGAAGCCAGAAGAUGCUCACGUUUGGCUCCCCUCAAUUAUCCCCUCCCGUGAAGAUAGGUGGCGUGCGUUUCAGGGGGCUUCUCCUCCGUGUGCACUGCAAAGAAAAGGAGGUGGAAAGAAAAAAAUGUCAUUAGAAGAGGCGGAACACGUCAGUCCCGACCCAGGUUUGUUUCCUGGAGUGGGUGUAAGACAUCAGUUGUAAACCUGCCCGAGCAGGACGCGCGCUCCCUCCCUCCUCCCAACCACUAGCAGGCUUUAUUUCUAAGGCUUUAUUAUCACCGCUGGACCGGAAUCCGCUCACCGCCGCGCUCCGGUGUCAUCGGACCAACACCAACGUUUGUCCCCGUCAGCAAGCAGACUCAGACGACAAGCUGAAUCCAAGCGUUCGGGUCCAUGCGAGCUGCAGUCUGAGCUCAAGCGCGCACUUCUAAAUGAAGCAGGAGAUGAUGGCGGAUGGGCCCCGGUGCAAGCGUCGAAAACAGGCUAACCCCAGACGGAAAAACGCAGCUCUCAACUACGAGAAUGUUGUGGAGACCAGUUCAGAGACAGAAGAGGAGGACAAGCUGCAGGUGUCUGAGGAAGACCCACUGAUCAACGGCACCGGUAGCCCGGCCAGCCUGGUCAACGCUGACUCCUCGCCGUGUGCCGAGAGCCAUGGGUUGCCCACCAAAGAUGAGGAGGACGAUGAGAUGAGGGACAGCGGGGUGGAGCACAUCUGGCCUGACAGUGACAUGCUGAGUGCCUCAGUGGAUGGUACCGAUGAAAUCAAAGAUUUUGACACCUUGGGCCCAGAUGCCACUUUGCAAAUAGCUGGAAAUGGUACAGUUAAGAGCAUCAAUUGCACUUCAGAGUUUGAGGACUUUUUUGCCAAGCGGAAGCUGGGUGACAGCGACAGCCACGUGGUGAGCAUCGCUGAGUAUCUACAGCGAGGCGAUACUGCCAUCAUCUACCCGGAAGCUCCGGAGGAGCUGUCCCGCCUUGGGACGCCAGAGGCAGCAGGACCAGAGGAAAGCGACCUGCCACCUGGAACGCCAGAUGCCUUUGCCCAACUGUUGACCUGCCCCUACUGCGACCGGGGCUACAAGCGCUUGACAUCACUGAAGGAGCACAUCAAGUACCGCCAUGAGAAGAAUGAGGAGAACUUCGCCUGCCCGCUGUGUAGCUACACGUUCGCCUACCGCACUCAGCUCGAGCGACAUAUGGCCACGCACAAGCCUGCGAGGGAUCAGCACCAACUGUUGAACCAAGCAGCCGGAAACCGCAAGUUCAAGUGCACUGAGUGCGGAAAGGCCUUCAAGUACAAGCACCACCUGAAGGAACACCUCCGCAUCCACAGUGGUGAGAAACCAUACGAAUGCCCCAACUGUAAGAAGCGCUUCUCUCACUCGGGAUCCUAUAGUUCGCACAUCAGCAGCAAGAAGUGUAUUGGCCUGAUUGCUGUUAAUGGCAGGAUGCGUGGCAACAUAAAGACUGGUUCCUCACCCACCUCGGCCUCCUCCUCACCCACCAACACUGCCAUCACCCAGCUACGGCAAAAGCUGGAAAACGGCAAGCCAGUGGGACUCUCUGACCACAACAACCAUCUAAGCAUCAAGACAGAACCCCUUGACUUCAAUGACUACAAACUGAUGAUGGCCUCACACGGGUUCGGAGCUCCUGGGCCUUUUAUGAAUGGGGGAGUUGGAGGGAACAGUCCGUUGGGGGUUCACCAGAACUCAACAGCCCAGAGCCCUUUGUCACACCUGAGUAUGCCUGGACUUGAGUCGCAGCUUCUUGGGUACCCAGGCCCUCUGAUUAAUAACCUGAGUGAGGUACAGAAAGUCCUCCAGAUUGUAGACAAUACAGUGUGCAGGCAGAAAAUGGACUGCAAACCAGAGGAACUGUCCAAGCUCACAGCCUACAUGAAGGAAUUAGGCUCACAAGUGGAGGAGCAAAAACAAGGCCUGACAUCAGCAGGCGGGCCUCAGGUCAGUCUUCCACUUGUCAAUCACAAUGGCGCCACCAAAAGCAUUAUAGACUACACACUUGAGAAGGUCAACGAAGCCAAAGCCUGUCUCCAGAGCUUAACCACAGACUCAAAGAGACAAAUCAGCAAUAUCAAACACGAAAAAUCCAACCACAUGCUAGAAGGUGGCAUGGACGAAAAGGCAUCAGAGAACAUGUUUACACCAUAUGCGUGUCAGUAUUGCAAAGAAACCUUUCCCGGUCCCAUCCCACUCCAUCAACAUGAGCGCUACCUGUGCAAAAUGAAUGAGGAGAUCAAAGCUGUGCUCCAACCGAGUGAGAACCUGAUCCCCAACAAACAUAUAUUCAUGGAAAAGAAUGCUCAUUUGACAUCUUCCAUCUUGACGGAGAAGGGCCUGGCAGGUUCCCUUCAUCCCUACAGGGACCACAUGUCUGUACUGAAGGCAUAUUUUGCCAUGAACAUGGAGCCCAACUCUGAGGAGUUGCUCAAGAUUUCUAUUGCCGUUGGCCUUCCUCAGGAAUUUGUCAAGCAAUGGUUUGACCAGCGGAAGAUGUUCUCGUAUGGUAGCACCAGAACGCCGCCGCUGGAGCACAAGAACAGCACUGAAAUGGUCGUUGGAACGAACAACCACCAAACUCCCCCCAAAGACCCUCUUGCAGCACGGUCACCAAUGUCUCUUAUUAAACCAGGGGACUGUAUCACAUCCCCAGCCAUCGCUGAACUCCACAACAACUGUGACAGCUCUCUCAGACAUUUGAAAAAUCACCAAUUCGGUGAGGCAAAAACCCCAGGUGAUAAGUUGGACCAUUCCCGCAGCAACACCCCGUCACCCCUAAACCUGUCAUCCACGUCCUCUAAACAUUCGCACAGUAGUUCAUACACGCCCAACAGCUUGUUGUCCGAGGACCUGCAGGCUGAGCCCCUCGACCUUUCGCUUCCACGACUCAUCAAAGAACCUAAACACGCCCUUACCAUAAAAAGUCGACCCAAAGUAAACAGUGUUACUGUCGAGCAUAGCAGUGUCCCCUCACCACGCGAGCACUUCGAAGAGCCUCUAAACCUAGCCUAUCUCAAGAAGGAAUUCUCCGCCUCUGUCAACAAUGGCAACCUGGAGAAAAGCACUAGCCCAAUAUUUGGCAUUAAUCCCUUUGCCGCCAAACCCAUGUACACAUCACUUCCUCCUCAAAGCGCUUUCCCACCGGCCACAUUCAUGCCCCCAAUGCAGGCCACCAUCCCAGGACUAAGGCCCUAUCCGGGCAUGGAACAGAUGGGUUUCCUACCACACAUGGCCUACACAUACGCAGCUGGUGCCGCUACCUUUGCUGAGAUGCAACAGCGGAGAAAGUACCAGAGGAAACACGGUUUCCAGGGUGAGCUGCUCGACGCUACAGCCGAUUACAUGUCAGGGCUGGACGACAUGACAGACCCCGACUCCUGUCUGUCGCGGAAGAAGAUUAAGAAGACUGAAAGUGGUAUGUACGCGUGUGACUUGUGCGACAAAACAUUCCAGAAGAGCAGUUCCCUUCUCAGACACAAAUAUGAACACACAGGCAAGCGGCCGCACCAGUGCCAGAUCUGCAAAAAGGCCUUCAAACACAAGCAUCAUCUCAUCGAGCACUCCCGUUUGCACUCGGGUGAGAAGCCCUACCAGUGCGACAAGUGCGGCAAAAGGUUCUCGCAUUCAGGCUCGUACUCGCAGCACAUGAACCAUCGCUAUUCGUACUGCAAGCGCGAGGCGGAAGAGCGUGAGGCGGCCGAGAGAGAGGCCCGCGAGAAGGGCCACCUGGAGCCCACGGAGCUGCUGAUGAGCCGAGCCUACUUGCAGGGAAUGACACCUCAGGGUUACCCAGAGCUGGCGGAGCGCGAGGCCAUCUUGCGGCACGAUGGCGUGAACGGAGGGAUCAUAGAGGGACGCAAGGAAGUGGAUGAAGAAUAUGUGAAGAUAGGACGCAGGGAGGACGAGUUUGAGUUUGAGGAGGAGGAGGAGAGCAAGAGCAUGGACACGGACCCGGACACGUUGAGGGACGAAGAGGAGAACGGAGAGCACUCGAUGGACGAUAGCUCACUGGAUGGCAAAAUGGAAACCAAAUCGGAUCGCGAGGACACAAUAGAGGACGCCAUGUAGUCAGCUUUGCGUGGGAAACGUUGGGGACGUUUCUUCCAGUUCAGUAUUCUUACCUGCUCGGUUUAAGAUGGGAUGUUUUAAACCGUACGUGCACGUGCCUAAGCUUCCGGGAAGCUUUGACCGCUAAAUCAAUGAGGCAGCGGCAUUGAAGGGAGGGGGAGGGGUUUGUGACUGAAGCUGCAUUAUGCAAACCCAACAGAGAAUAAAUACAUUUGGAAAAUGUACAGUCCUAAGGCCUAAACAUGAGUGUGGUGCUAACCUCCCCCUGCCCAUGUUCCAUAGUAUUUAUAGCACAAAAAAAGUGACUUGUACAAAUUGCACUCCGCUUCUAUAAUCAUGAAGAAAAAAAACAAAGUGUUGCCUAUGUAUAUAUUUAUACGGGGUUGGAACAAGAGCAGCGGGGUCUGCGUACCCCCCUUUAGCCCUUUGGUGUUUGUCGUCACCCACCUUUGGUUCAGCCACCUGCAACCACACUGUGUCAGGCCUCCAAUCAUUAAGACUGUGAAGGAUAUGGGUCAAAGAGGAGGAGGAGGAAGAUGAGCUUGUGGCACCUCCGUCUUAAGGGAAAAUGUGGGACUGGACGCUUUGGGAGGGGGGAUUAAAUGAAGGAUGAAGCCUUUGAGGUGUUUUAUGAAAAAGAAGCCUUAUAUGCAAACCUUUUAACCUGUGUGUUUUCUGCAAGUGCCACCCUCGUAUUGUGUCAAAGGAAGGUUACUUUUUUUUCACCAGCUUCAGUAUUAUGAGAUGGUUUACCAUUGUACUCUGCAGCACCCGUGUCAGUAUUAAGACUCUAGGCAGCAGUUACUUAGUUUACAUUAUGUUGUGCAAUGUUUUUUUUUUGUCAGUAUUACACCAAACCUUUUUUUCUUUUUGGAAAACAACAAAUUGCAUUCAUUUUAUUUGUAGGUUGGAAAAAAAAACUUAUUUAUGUGGCCCAUUUUAUAUUUCCUAAUUUUAUUUAUUUCAUACUGUUGUGUACAGUACUAUAGGUCUUCAAUAUAUAGAUAUAUUUUAGUAAAAAGGAACAUGGUGUUGAUCAUAGGGCAAAAUUUACGUAAAGAGAGCAUUUAUUGUGUUUUGAAACAUUGUGAAAUGCGAAGUUUAAUCUUAUUUUUAUUUUAUUUCCUCUAUUUUCCACAUAAUGGAAAAGUCCAAAUUUGGGAACUUUUAUACAAUUGUGAAAACACUGUAUUUUCGACUGAAAAAAAAAAUUCCACUUCAUCUUUGUUUCUUUUUUUAAGCUAAAAAAUGAAGAGGGACUGUUAAAUACUAUGUAUGAUAUCAUGACUGAAGAAGAAUCUUUCCUGAAAUGUCUUUGUAAAAGUAUUAUUGAAUUCUUGAUUUGUAAUUUCUCUUGAAAAUGACCCUGCUCGAAUAAAAGUAGCCAAAUUACAAAAUACCAAAUACUUGCUGCAUUGUCUUUGUUUGGAGGCAAUAAAUUAUGUGUUACUUUUUUGUGUAAAAUGUUCACUUUUUUUCAAUAUAUUCUGUUAUGAUCGAUCACAGAAAUGCAGUAUUUGUACAGAUGCAAUUUAUAUAGAAAUUAUAGUUAUUAUUAUGUGUCGUAAUUUAUCAUUUUUACAUUGUGUUUAAAAUGAGUAAUACAUUCCUCAUAUUAAAAUGUGGCUACUGAACCUAAAAGACAACAACCAAUAUCCUGGCCGUUUAAUGUUUCACAUAGAGAAAUACAGUAUAUUUUAUUCCAAAUGAACAUUUCGGGGCAAAAAAAAACCUGAGUUGUGAUUCCCCCCCAUCCCCCAACUUAAACACAUUUUAAUUGCUCAUCAACAGGAGAAAAUAAUAGCUGCAAAAUAUGUUUGCCUGCUCCCAUGUUUACACUUUGCGGUGACAGGUGGACUCCAUCACGCCCUUCAGUUGGCUUUAUGCAGAUGAAUGGCAACAUCAAAAGGCCCAGAUGAAAGCACCAAAGGUUGAGCGAUGCCAAACAUCAGAACCAGCUUUGCAUUUUCCCAUCGAUCGCGUCGCCACCGGAUCAUUCACAGACAGAUCUCAUGGAUGAAAGGGGGCAAUAGGGAGGAGGGAGUAUGAGCGCUAAAUGUUGAUUAGCUGUUGAAUUUGAUAUGUGACGUGGCUGAAUAAGGCCGAGCGGGAAAGGAGCAAGUGCGGCAACGCUGCAGGGGAUUGCCAGGGCACAUCAUGAAUAUGUCAUCCGCUGCUUUUGCAUCUAGAUUUGCACACAAGUUUUACA
Corythoichthys intestinalis (scribbled pipefish) is the source of this 7305-nucleotide messenger RNA. It is a transcript of the gene zeb2b, whose product is annotated as zinc finger E-box binding homeobox 2b. NCBI's taxonomy places the organism in Eukaryota, Metazoa, Chordata, Actinopteri, Syngnathiformes, Syngnathidae. Bases 1437 to 5096 code for a protein of 1219 amino acids. The record is from RefSeq and is a predicted model, not a curated record. The transcript is spliced from 10 exons.